This is a messenger RNA of Capsella rubella, 1755 nucleotides long. Its product is annotated as protein S-acyltransferase 8. The transcript is spliced from 5 exons. NCBI's taxonomy places the organism in Eukaryota, Viridiplantae, Streptophyta, Magnoliopsida, Brassicales, Brassicaceae. Gene Ontology annotation, cellular component: endoplasmic reticulum; Golgi apparatus. Gene Ontology annotation, molecular function: protein-cysteine S-palmitoyltransferase activity. Gene Ontology annotation, biological process: protein targeting to membrane; peptidyl-L-cysteine S-palmitoylation. Bases 292 to 1512 code for a protein of 406 amino acids. The record is from RefSeq and is a predicted model, not a curated record.
CAAUCGUUUUCGUUCUUCGGGCAAUUGAGGGAGGGAGAGAGGUCAGACCAGAAGUCGCUCGCGAGCUUUAUCAAUUUAAUUGUUGUAAAAUCCUUUUAGGGUUUCGCUAGCGAUCUCUGGUACUGUUACGGUUGGGCUUUCCAUCAUCGGAAUUAAACCCUCUUCUUCGCCGGAAGACUUUUGAAAUGUUGAAAUAGCACUCGCGGGGGAGAAUUUAUUUAGUGUUAUCCUCGAAUUCGUCGUUGGUGGUAGCUACCUUCUGAUUCUCUUUGCUCACUUCUUCUCCUCUCGAUGACAAAACGGGUAUUCCAAGCCUGGAAAGGAAGCAAUAAAUUCAUCCUUGGUGGGAGAUUGAUAUUUGGACCAGAUGCUAGGUCACUGCCUCUUACUUUGCUACUGAUCAUUGUUCCAGUUGCUCUGUUCUGUGUAUUUGUGGCAAGACAUCUUCGCCAUGAGUUUUCAUCCUACAAUGCAGGUUAUGCUAUCUUAGUGGUAGCCAUUCUAUUCACUAUUUAUAUAUUGAUCCUCCUCUUCUUCACAUCUGCACGAGAUCCUGGUAUAGUUCCACGAAAUUUGCAUCCACCAGAGGAAGAACUUCGUUAUGAGACAACAAUAUCAGCUGAUGGAAGACAAACACCAAGUGUUCAUAUUCCUAGGACCAAGGAAGUCAUGUUUAAUGGUGUUUCUGUUAGAGUGAAAUACUGUGAUACAUGCAUGCUUUACAGGCCUCCUCGUUGCUCUCAUUGCUCCAUUUGCAACAACUGUGUUGAGCGUUUUGAUCAUCAUUGCCCGUGGGUGGGCCAAUGUAUAGGACAGAGAAACUAUAGGUAUUUCUUUAUGUUUGUCUCUUCGUCAACACUUCUCUGCAUCUAUGUGUUCUCGAUGUCGGCUUUCUACAUCAAGAUUCUGAUGGAUGAUCAACACGGAACUGUGUGGAGGGCGAUGAAAGCUUCACCUUGUUCAGUUGCGCUGAUGAUAUAUUGCUUUAUUGCCCUGUGGUUUGUUGGAGGACUCACAGCGUUUCACUUGUACCUCAUAAGUACAAACAUGACAACCUAUGAGAGUUUCAAGUACAGAUCAAACAGCAGAACCGUUGUCUAUAACCGUGGCUGUGCAAACAAUUUCUUGGAGGUAUUUUGCUCGAAGGUGAAGCCCUCGAGGAACAACUUUAGAGCCUUCAUAGAGGAAGAACCUCCAAGAGUUGUAACUCUCCCUAACACCACCAGGGAAUCAGCCGAAACAGAUGAGGAAAAUGGGACCCGGCGACAGAAAGUGGAAGACGAUCUAGACAUUGGGGACGAUCUUAUGAACCUCUCACAGCGUUGUAAUGCAGAAGAGGGGAACAACGGUCAGUCUCAUCACACUUUGGACAUAGACCAUGAGAGAGCAGGCUCAAUAAGGACAGAAACAAGGCAUGGAAGCUGGGGAAGCAGAAGUGGGAGCUGGGAUAUUGCAGCAUCAGAGGUGAGGGAAAGCCAAAGCUACACAACAGGAAAAGAAGGAAGGGGAUGAGUUUACCUUACUUUGUUUUAAUUGUUUCAAAGACUUAGGGGUUCUCUAUUAGGACAGAAGUCGGUAGAUGUGAUUUGGUUUCGGGGAUUUGCGAAUCAGUUCAUGUAAUCUUGAGUAUAUACAAUACCAAGAGUAGUAGUUCUAUUUCUUUUCGUUUUCAUAAUUUGUAUUGUGCUCUUUUGUUGAUAUGAUGUGAAUAUUCCAAUCUGUAUUUGCGUUCCCUAUAAUCGCUACCUUUUAGAA